Messenger RNA from Ahaetulla prasina, 2375 nucleotides. It is a transcript of the gene SPINDOC, whose product is annotated as spindlin interactor and repressor of chromatin binding. The record is from RefSeq and is a predicted model, not a curated record. The transcript is spliced from 10 exons. Lineage: Eukaryota; Metazoa; Chordata; Lepidosauria; Squamata; Colubridae. The coding region runs from base 322 to 1551 and encodes 409 amino acids. Gene Ontology annotation, biological process: negative regulation of DNA-templated transcription.
CUCUAUGAUGCGCGGCGGGGGCCGCAGCAGCCGCAGAAGCGCCGAGGAGGCCCAGCAGCUGCGCAGCCAGUCUGUGCUGAGUGGUUUCUGGAGCCGAGUCUUUCUCAUCGCCCAAUCCAGGGAAGCCUUUGUUGUAGAGCAUUGCCUUCAAACAGAAUAUCGGCAAAUAGCCGGAGCCUGCAAAGAUGAAGCGAAGGAAAGCUAAGGCUCAAAAUGAACUAGGCCUUGCGACGAAAAGUCAAAAAUAACAAACAAAAAAAGCUUAUUUCAACAUGUAAAAAAGAAGAAAAGUGGCAAGAAGUUGGGAUUUGGGGCGCCCCCAUGGCGCUGAAGGCAGAGACCCCCUUGACGGACUACAGCGAGGUCUCUUCGGCCAUCUCACGCUUCAGGGAGAAGGAGAAGAUGGCCACUGAUUAUCGUCUCCUCCGCCGCCCCUCGGGGAAGCCGGGUGGAGCCCUUGUAAACCCCGUGGACAAAGGACAAUACCCAUUUUCAGAGUCUGCCGGCCAGGAUGAGCUCAGCGUCUCCUGGAAGCAGGAAUACUUGGUAGCAGACGAUCCAGACAAUGGCCGACUGGUGUGCAUGGUGUGUGGGGGCAUCUUAGCCACCUCCGGCCCCGCGGCGGCCCGUCAGCACAUCCUGCAGCAACACGCCCACUCGCUGGACUUCACCCUGGAGGAGAAACGCAACAUCCUGGAAGGCUGGAGCGAAGGGGUUGUGCUGCCCGCCCUAGAUUCGCCACCCGCAGGCGGUCCCGGCGAGAACAAGCAGCCUGCCGAGAUCGAAGUCCUCCUUGAUACGGAGGAACAGCCCGUGAGACGGAAGCGCGGGCCCGUCCAAGCACGCCGCGCAGAGGGGUUGCGCUUGGAAGCCGAGCGGCGACUUUCGGUUCGACAGAGGCCGCCCGCCAAGGAAUCGAGGGGCCAGGAGCCCAUGGAGGCCGCAGGAAAGGAGUGGCUGUCAGAAUGCGGACUUCCCGGUUCAGCUCCAGCUGAAAUCCGGAUUUUCACCGAUGGCUCCUUUCCGGCUGGAUUCACCCUAAAGCUCUACUGCCGUUCUCAGCCAGAACCAUCACCAGGGACCGGAGCAAAGGCUAACACAAGGAAGAAAACAGUGGAUCGCGACUGCUCCGUCUCCCUGCUGCGGCUUCACUCCAGGGACACCGGAAGUCACCUCCACCCAAGCCAGGACACCCUCUCCCCCCGUUGCCCGCUGGGCAGCUCCACCGACAGCCGCCCCAAAGACUGUGGGACAGUUCGGGGAGCGGCCAAACGGGGUGCCCCUGCUGGCAAGGAGGCCUCCACCGCCCUCGGGAAAGGCUUCAACCCCUCGUGGCGCGCUCGGUUCCUGGUGGACUUCGACGCCUCCACCGGUCACUUGGUGUGCAUGGUUUGUGAGUACCCGUUGCGGCGCAUCUGCCUUGCCACCGUCAAGCAACACAUCCUCCAGUGCCACGCCGAGACGCUGCAGAUGCCCCGCGAAGUCCGGCGUACCAUCCGCGAAGUCUGGGAGAACCGGUGCCAGCCCUCGGCCCAGGCCCCGAGGAAGUGACGGGCUCUCCAUCCUACCGGGCUGCCACGAGAAAGGGUUUUAAAGAGACCAAAUUCUGUGGACCACCAGGCAGGCGUCUAGGGGCGGGGCUUGAGGGAAGGAGGCUCCACCCCCUCCUUGGAAGCCACACCCUCAACGCUAUCGCUCCCCAUCUCCCUUGCUGGAGAACCGAACAGAUUCUGAGCUAACUCCGCCGACAUUUUGCAACUCUUUAAUUCUGCUUUUUAUAUUUUCAAGUUUUUCCGCAGAAGCGACUCUUGAUUUCUCUCAGGCCCCAGCCUUCUUUUUUUUCUUUUUCUUUCUUUCUUUCUUUCUUUUCUCACCAGCAAAAUUCCACACCGCAACGGAGAACGGAGUGGCCGCUAAAUCAGCGAGUCGAGACGGGAGGCUUUUUACCACUGGCUUCCCUUUAUUUCAGGGUCGGUUUAUGAAAAAAGAAACAACAAAAAAAAAGAAACUCAGGGGGAAAACUUUUUUUUUGAGUUGCAGUUGGACCCUUCGCCGUUUUUCAUUAUUAUUUUUGUACGUUUUUGUUUUUUUUACGUCUGUCCCCACAAAAGCUGCAGCAAGAAAUAAGUAAAGACAUAAUACGGUAUAUAUACUCAUUGCUGGGACUGCCUUUUUUUGCAGCCGGGAAGAUCAAUUUUUUUCAUCGCCAACGCUGUGUUUCUCUGCAAUUAAAGGGAAACACACACACACACCCUCCCUCCCAUGACUUUGGCUUCCUGAUUUAACCGGAAGGAUUUACAAAUAAUCAGCCGGGGCCUUUAUAAACAAGAUUCCUAAACCACAGGGAGCAGUAAAAAAUUAUAUUUUAUGUUCUA